GUUUUAUUUUAUGAAUCAACAACAGGAAGAAGCUGAAAUAUUUGAGAUUCCAACAUCUAAGCAAAAUACUGAAUAAACUAAGAGAAACUCUGAUUAAAUUGUCCGAUCUUUAUCAUCAACCAUUUUUGCUAUCAUAUACAAUUUAGGUUGGGGUUUACUCUUUUUAAUCUUUCGUCAUUAUAGUAAUUGUUAAUUUGUUUUAAAUAAGAGAUGAUUAAUCAUGUGAUAAUAUUGAUACUUGGUCAUUAUAUACUGAAAUAUUGCUAUUUUUGAUGGCUGGAUAUAAAUUGUAAGAAUUCAUUUAUUUUUAAAGGAUAAUUGAAUUACCAAUUCAAUAUAAAACAAAUGGAUCUUGGAAAAUUAAAUUAUUUGACAUAGUUGAUUAAGUGGAAUUAUUUCUUAACAUUGUAAUUUUAAUUGGAUUGACAGUAUUUUACACAUUUACAUAUUUUUAGUAUGCCUAUUUAUAACAUGAGGAAUGCUUAAAUCUAAGAAUGUUCAUUUUAAGCUAUUUGAUUAUAACCUACUUCAUAAUAUUUAUAUGGGUUUUAACAAUGAUUUUUUUAUUUUGCAAUAAAGAUGAAAUAUCAAGAAGUUCAUGA
Molecule: messenger RNA, 602 nt
Organism: Paramecium sonneborni
Lineage: Eukaryota; Ciliophora; Oligohymenophorea; Peniculida; Parameciidae
Source: the annotation of a GenBank genome assembly